Messenger RNA from Perognathus longimembris pacificus (Pacific pocket mouse), 2484 nucleotides. RefSeq names its product adenylate cyclase type 4-like. Gene Ontology annotation, molecular function: adenylate cyclase activity. Gene Ontology annotation, cellular component: plasma membrane. The record is from RefSeq and is a predicted model, not a curated record. Gene Ontology annotation, biological process: intracellular signal transduction; adenylate cyclase-inhibiting G protein-coupled receptor signaling pathway; cAMP biosynthetic process. NCBI's taxonomy places the organism in Eukaryota, Metazoa, Chordata, Mammalia, Rodentia, Heteromyidae.
GGCAUGGCCCGGCUCCUGGGCCCCCCGCCGCCGCCGCCGGGCGAGGACCUGUUCUACGAGACCUACUACAGCCGCAGCCAGCAGUUCCCGCUGCUGCUGCUGCUGCUGGCGCUGGUGCUGGGCGCCCUGGCCGCGCUGCUCGCCGUCGCCAAGGCCAGCGGCAGGGAGCUGACCUCGGACCCCGGCUUCCUGGGCACGGUGCUGUGCGCCCUGGGCGGCUUCUCCUUGCUGCUGGGCCUGGCCUCCCGCGAGCAGCGGCUGCAGCGCUGGACGCGGCCGCUCUCGGGCCUGGUGUGGGCGGCGCUGCUGGCCCUGGGCCACGGCUUCCUGUUCACCGGGGGCGUGGUGAGCGCCUGGGACCAGGUGUCCUUCUUCGUCUUCGUCAUCUUCACGGCGUACGCCAUGCUGCCGCUGAGCAUGCGCGCCGCCGCCGCCGCGGGCCUCGCCUCGUCGCUGUCGCACCUGCUGGUCCUCGGGCUCUACCUGGGGCCGCAGCCGGGCUCCCGGCCGCCGCUGCUCCCGCAGCUGGCAGCCAACGCCGUGCUGUUCCUGUGCGGGAACGUGGUGGGCGCGUACCACAAGGCCCUGAUGGAGCGCGCGCUGCGGGCCACGUUCCGGGAGGCGCUCAGCUCGCUGCACUCGCGCCGGAGGCUGGACACCGAGAAAAAGCACCAGGAGCACCUCCUCCUGUCCAUCCUCCCCGCCUACCUGGCCCGAGAGAUGAAAGCGGAGGUCAUGGCCAGGCUGCAGGCCUGGCGGGGCUCCCGGCCGGAGAACACCAACAACUUCCACAGCCUCUACGUCAAGAGACACCAGGGCGUGAGCGUGCUGUACGCCGACAUCGUGGGCUUCACGCGGCUGGCCAGCGAGUGCUCCCCGAAGGAGCUUGUGCUCAUGCUCAACGAGCUGUUUGGCAAGUUCGACCAGAUUGCCAAGGAGCACGAGUGCAUGCGGAUCAAGAUUCUGGGGGACUGCUACUACUGCGUCUCGGGGCUGCCGCUCUCCCUGCCGGACCACGCCAUCAACUGCGUGCGCAUGGGGCUGGACAUGUGCCGGGCCAUCAGGAAGCUGCGGGCGGCCACCGGCGUGGACGUGAACAUGCGCGUGGGCGUGCACUCGGGCAGCGUGCUGUGCGGCGUCAUCGGCCUGCAGAAGUGGCAGUACGACGUGUGGUCCCACGACGUCACCCUGGCCAACCACAUGGAGGCCGGCGGCGUGCCGGGGCGGGUGCACAUCACGGGGGCCACCCUGGCCCUGCUGGCGGGGGCGUACGCCGUGGAGGAGGCGGCCGGGGAACCCCGGGACCCGUACCUCCAGGAGCUGGGCGAGCCCACCUACCUGGUCAUCGACCCGCGGGCCAAGGAGGAAGAGGAGGAAGGCGCUGCGGGAGGGCUGCUGUCCUCCCCCGAGGGCCUCAGGAUGCGCCCCUCGCUGCUGAUGACGCGCUACCUGGAGUCCUGGGGCGCCGCCAAGCCUUUCGCCCACCUGAGCCACGUGGACAGCCCCGUCUCCACCUCCACGCCGCUCCCGGAGAAGGCCUUGGCCUCCUUCGGCCCCCAGUGGAGUCUGGAUCGGAGCCGCACCCCCCGGGGCCUGGAUGAGGAGCUGGACACCGGGGACGCCAAGUUCUUCCAAGUCAUCGAGCAGCUCAACUCCCAGAAACAGUGGAAGCAGUCGAAGGACUUCAACCUCCUGACGCUGUAUUUCCGAGAGAAUGACGUGGAGAAGCAGUACCGGUUCUCAGCGCUCCCGGCCUUCAAAUACUACGCAGCCUGCGCCUCUGUGUUCCUGUCCAACUUCAUCAUCCAGAUGCUGGUGACAAACAGGCCCCCGGCUCUGGCCAUCGCCUACAGCAUCACCUUCCUCCUCUUCCUCCUCCUCCUCUUCAUCUGCUUCUCAGAGCAUCUGACGAGAUGCGUCCUGAAGGGCCCCAAGGUGCUGCACUGGCUGCCCGCCCUGUCCAGCCUGGUGGCCACCCGCCCGGCCCUGAGGGUGGCCCUGGCCACCGCCACCAUCCUCCUGGUCUCUGCCAUGGCCGUUGCUAGCCUGCUCCUCUCCCCAGCCGCUUCCCACUGCCCGCUCCCGGCCCCCAACGCGUCCUCCGGGGCCCCCAACGCCUCCUGGGAGCUGCCGGGGUCCCUGCCUCUCGUCAGCGUCCCGGUGAGUGCUCCCCACAGCCCCGCGGGCGAGCACCCCGACCUCCGACCCCACCCGACCUCUGACCCCACCCCGACCUCUGACCCCAUCCCCGACCUCGUCCCCCCACCUCGUCCCCACCCCUACCUCCGACCCCACCCCACCUCCGACCCCACCCCCAUCCCUCGAGCUGAGGAGCGCUCCACCCCACACACUGACAUGGAGACCCCCCCCUGCCUCCUGUCUGUGGAUGUCAGCCCCGCCCCUCAGCGCGGCUCCGGGCGAGGAGGGGGCGGAACAGGAACCCUGGGCGACACCCCACUGUCCUGUGGACACGCCCCCUCCUGA